AUGGCUCCCCAAUUGAUGCCACGGUUCUCGACCAUCUUCCUCCUCUUCGCCGCCUUCCUCCUCCACCACGUCUCAGCAUACACCCCUCUCUCUGAUACGACUCUGAAGAAUCUUCCCUCCCCCGGUACCGACUUCGAUAUUCACACCGGCGCCCUCCUUGCGCCCAUCCUCAUACCCCGCGUCCCUGGUACCGAAGGCUCCACAAAGGUCCUCAACCACUUCGUCGACUUCUUCCAGACCCACCUUCCCAAAUGGACCGUCGCCUUCCAGAACUCUACCUCCAAGACCCCCGCCACCGGCUCUCGCGAUGUUCCGUUCGUCAACCUGAUCCUGACGCGCGACCCGCCAUGGGCACAGCCGGGCAACGUCGGCCGUCUCGCUCUCGUCGCCCACUAUGACAGCAAGGUCGAGCCAAAGGGCUUCAUCGGCGCAACGGAUAGUGCGGCUCCAUGCGCGAUGAUAAUGCAUGCGGCGCGCAGUGUGGAUGAAGCGCUGACGAGGAAGUGGGAGAAGAUGGUGAAGGACGGCGUGGAUGAGAACAGGGGACAAGAGCAGGGUCUGCAAAUACUUUUGCUGGAUGGGGAGGAGGCGUUUGUCGACUGGACGGACACGGAUUCGCUCUAUGGCGCGAGAUCCCUUGCGGAAGCGAUGCACGCCGAGCCCCACCCCGCUCUCUCUAUCUACCGCACCCCUCUCCAUUCCAUCAGCCUCUUCAUGCUACUCGACCUGCUUGGCGCCCCUGGCCCUGCGGUCCCCUCCUACUGGAAAACCACCCACUGGGCCUACAAGCACAUGGCGACGCUAGAAUCCCGCCUCCGCUCUCCUGCGAUCGCCACCGCAAAGUCCACACCCGCCACUCCCUUUCUCGUCGACGCCGAAAAGAAGAACGGCCCGUGGCUUGGGCCUAUGAUGCAGGAUGACCAUGUGCCGUUCCUCAAGCGCGGCGUCGAAAUCCUGCAUCUUAUCCCCCACCCGUUCCCGGACGCGUGGCACAAAAUCACGGAUGAUGGCGAGCACCUUGACCCAGCUAGCGUAGAAGACUGGGCUAUGAUCACCACGGCAUUUGUGGCGGAAUGGAUGGAUCUCGAGGGCUAUUUUCCUGCGGCAAAGAAGCAGGUUGGAAGAGCGGCGGAAGAGGCAGGCAGGAAGACUGAGCUGUGA
Pseudogymnoascus verrucosus is the source of this 1161-nucleotide messenger RNA. RefSeq lists its product as uncharacterized. Gene Ontology annotation, molecular function: zinc ion binding; glutaminyl-peptide cyclotransferase activity. Bases 1 to 1161 code for a protein of 386 amino acids. The transcript has 2 exons. The record is from RefSeq and is a predicted model, not a curated record. NCBI's taxonomy places the organism in Eukaryota, Fungi, Ascomycota, Leotiomycetes, Thelebolales, Thelebolaceae.